AUGAAGCUCUUCCGCGCCAUUGUCCUCCUGUCUCUCCUCGACUUGCUCGUGAACCAAACCACAGCGUCGCACCACCACCACAAGACGGCCAAGCCAGUCAAGGCUUAUGCGGCCGAAGACUCGAGCGUGGAUGAUUAUGUUGCCCAGGUGCGCGGCAGCAUGUGCUUGCCCAACGUCACGUGCGGCUCGGACGGCAAGUCGUGCAAGACCGACUGCGAGUUCCGGGUGGCCCAGUGCAAGGAUACGGACCUGAAGGAAGUCGAGAGCGACAAGUGCGGUGACUCCGACAUGCUCAAGUUGACGCCGUACAACCCCAGAACCUUGGACUGGACACGAUCAUAG
Aphanomyces astaci is the source of this 342-nucleotide messenger RNA. RefSeq lists its product as hypothetical. The record is from RefSeq and is a predicted model, not a curated record. Lineage: Eukaryota; Oomycota; Saprolegniomycetes; Saprolegniales; Verrucalvaceae. Bases 1 to 342 code for a protein of 113 amino acids. The transcript has a single exon.